AUGCCUAGCGGUUUUAUGUCUUCUCCGGAACAAACCCGUACGCAACUAGCGAGGGGGUCUGCCAAAAGGACCAAAGUCGCGUGUAAGUCGUGCCACCACCGACGCGUGAAAUGUGACGCGGGCGAUGUGCGGCCGUGCUGGCAUUGUCGCCUUCGUGGGACACAGUGCGAGUUGAUCGAAAGUCGACGAGGAAAGUACACCCGUAAAAAACCCGUAGGCGUGAGAUCAAACAACAAAUCUCCAGGCACACCAGCAUCAGCUGAACCCAACCAAAGCGCAGGUGUCCCAACACCGCGUACUGCUCCUGAAGAGACAUGUUCCCCGGAUCAGCCGUCGUCCCUGGCCCAGGCCCCCAGCCCACCAACGACUGCCAGUUUAAUACCUGAAAAUAUUCAAGAAGGAUAUGACGCUAGUGAUGGCCCGGAAAUGCUUUAUGCUCGGCUGGCAGAGUCUGGGCCUGAUGCAGAAUCUCCUGGAUUUUCAACCGAACAACAUAUGCGAUCCUAUUACAUGGGUGACUCCUUCAGCUUGGCGUUCAUUGUACGAUCUCUAUCUGCUACAUCUUCUCAGCUGAAACUUCACUAUCCAAUUCCGAAUAAUGUCGCCGAGCACGCGCAGAAUUCCGCGGAGGGCUUGAAGCACUCCGAUCCUGCAACCCUAGCAUAUCUCAACAUGCAUGGUGCAUUCACACUACCGCCUCAGGAUGUAAGCGACGAGCUUGUCUAUAUAUUCUUCAAUUGUGUUCAUCCCGCAUUCCCUGUCCUUGAUCGCCAGGACUUUUGCGCCCUCUAUCGUCAUGACAGAUCGUCCCUACUGGUGCAGCAGACUAUUUACUUUCUGGCCUCGAUUAUCUGUAGCGAGGCUUCCUUGAAGCGUGCUGGCUUUCUUGAUCGAUAUAGUGCUCGAAGGGCAUUUUAUCUUCGUGCAAAAGCCUUGUACGACAUGGAUUGUGAGAAAAAUAAGGAGAGACUUGCAGCCGUGCUUUUCCUGUUAGGGUUUUGGUGGGAAGGUCCAGAAGACCAAAAGGAUACCUGGCAUUGGCUCGGUGCUGCGAUUGGCCUUGCUCAAACGCUCGGAAUACAUCGUUCGACGGCCAACGCCGGUAUGUCGUUCCGGCAACGCGCGAUAUGGAAGAGAAUAUGGUGGUCUAUCUAUAUUCGUGAUCGUCACGCGGCAGCUUCGCUCGGCCGCCCUUGCAGAAUCAAUGACGAGGAUUGUGAUGUUGAAGCGCUUGAUGUAGAGGACUUUCUAGUCGAUAAUGAAUCUGAAAGCGAGCUUCUUCCCACCGAAUAUCAAUAUCACAGAUUAUAUGUCAUUGAAAUGGCAAAACUUGCAGUGAUUCUGGGGAAGCUUCUCAACCAUGAAUUCGCACCUUGCAAGGUCAACCCGCAAAACAUUUCAACUGAGCGUCUGAGUGAGCAUCUUUGCGAGUGGGAAAGUAAUCUUCCUUCGGAGUUCCACCGGACAUCAGUUGAUGAAACUCUCGGUGCACCUUUCUGGUCUUCUAUGCUGCAUACAAGUUAUUACAAUUGUCAGAUUCUACUUUUCCGCCCAGAUUGUCGUGGUUUUGAAACACAAAAGCCAGCAUCGCUCAAUAAAAAAGCAAGAGUUGCAGCGGACGCCAUUACCAGACUUGUCGAAGAUUUAUUAGCCGCAGGGACCUUAGGUUUUGGACAGCUACAUUUGGUUCCCGCCAUUUUUGCUGCCUUGUCGAUUCACGCUGUUACCAUUCGAAGUGGCGAUCAAAUACAAAAACAGCUGGCGGAAAAUCGAGCUCGGCAGUGUAUUUUAGGAAUGAGUGAACUCGCAAAGGGAUGGCCUGUAGCCGGCUGGAUCCUGCGUCUUUUUAUCAAUCUGAUGAAGAGGCUGACUGGGCAAAAUGGAUCUUCUGUUGCUGGUCCGGCUCAAUUGCCACCAGGCACCUUAAACAGGGAUCACCACUUCGGACAACAAUCGACCCAAUCAGUACCGAGCAAUGGAAAUUUUCCGACCUAUCCAACCAGCAACGCCGACCAAUAUUUAUUAGCCAAAAAUGCCUCUUUUAGCCAGGGCCAAGAGGGUUUUGGCCUGGUCGAAACUGAUCAGCUCAUGUCGGACAUUAUAUGGGGUUCGGGUCAAAACGACCUUGAUUUUGAUUUAAUGCUAAAUGGCGCUCAGUCAACUAGCAUGUUUCCAGCUCACCUCGGGUUCUUACAAGGGCAAGGUCCUGCUGCCCGGACAUUUUAA
Molecule: messenger RNA, 2226 nt
Organism: Talaromyces rugulosus
Lineage: Eukaryota; Fungi; Ascomycota; Eurotiomycetes; Eurotiales; Trichocomaceae
Exons: 7
Coding region: 1-2226 (741 amino acids)
Biological process (GO): regulation of DNA-templated transcription; DNA-templated transcription
Molecular function (GO): zinc ion binding; DNA binding; DNA-binding transcription factor activity, RNA polymerase II-specific
Source: RefSeq, a predicted model, not a curated record